CCAACGUCACACCAACGUUGUUCCACCGCCUCCAACCGCUUACCAACGUCUGCGGGGGUUGGGUUUUGGCCCAACGUUCACCCAACGUCGCGUGCAGGUCACGUGGCCAGCGAGAGAACAUGGAGUCGGUGGACAUCCUGGACUCGCUGCUGCGAACCAGCGACUACAAGAAGACCAUCCGUCCCAACUUCGCAGGCGAUCCCGUGGUGGUGAAUAUCAGCAUCUACCUCAAGAGCUUCAGUGAUAUCCAGGAGUCCACCAUGGACUACCGGGUGACCCUCACGCUGUGGCAGCGCUGGAACGACGACCGCCUGCGCUACAGCAGCCGCGACUUCAACGCCACCGACCUGGACGAGUCCAACGCGGCCUUCAUGUGGAAGCCCGACCUCUACUUUGGCAACGAGGAGAGCGCCACGGUGCACACCGUCACCACGCCCAACAGCAUGCUGCGGAUACACGACAACGGGGACGUCCUCUACUCCAUGAGGCUGACGCUCACCCUCAGCUGCCCCAUGGACCUCCGCACGUUCCCCAUGGACACGCAAACCUGUCCCUUGCUCAUCACCAGUGCGAGCUACACGGAGCGAGAUAUGCUUCUCCGCUGGAGGGUGGAGCAAGCCAUCGUGUUGGCUGACGACCUCAGCAUCCCCCACUUUGAGUUGGACCCCAACAUCACCCUGGAGGACUGCGCAGAGACCUACCGCACAGGCCUGUUCCCGUGCCUGAAGGCGACGUUCACGCUGAGCAGGCAGAUGGGCUACUACGUGACCCAGGUGUACGUGCCCAGCCUGCUGCUCGUCAUGGUCUCCUGGCUCUCCUUCUGGAUCAACAAGGAGCCCGCGCCGGCACGCGUAGGAAUCGGCACCAGCACCAUCCUCAGCAUGAUCACCAAGAGCACCGGAUCGCGGGCCAUGCUGCCCAAGGUGACGUACAGGACCGCGAUGGACGUGUGGAUGGACGCGUGCCUCAUCUUCCUCAUCGCUGUGCUGGUGGAGUACGCAUUGGUCCAGGCAACGGCGCGCAGGUUCAGGGACCCCAAAGUCAUCAAGAACAGCGAGGAGUCUAUGUCCGACCUUGAGGAGCGCUACCUACGGCAGGCGGUGAUGGUGGAUGUGAAGGCGCGCUUCGUGUUCCCCGUGGCCUUCCUCGCCUUCAACGCCGUCUACUGGGUCACCUGCGUCGUGGGCCUCAAGAGCCUGCAGUGAAGACACCGCCGCAGAGACACCGCAGAGACACCGCAGAGACACCGCAGAGACACCACAGAGACACCACAGAGACACCGUGUCCACCACAGAGACAUCACAACUACAGAGACACCGCACUGAUAACACCGUCAACUGGGUCACCUGCGUCGUGGGCCUCAAGAACCUGCAGUGAAGACACCACUACAGAGACACCACAGAGACACCGUGUCCACCACAGAGACACCACCACCACCACAGAGACACUACAGAGACACCGUGUCCACCACAGAGACACCACAGAGACA
Molecule: messenger RNA, 1489 nt
Organism: Petromyzon marinus (sea lamprey)
Lineage: Eukaryota; Metazoa; Chordata; Hyperoartia; Petromyzontiformes; Petromyzontidae
Source: RefSeq, a predicted model, not a curated record